GAAGGCGAGACAACAUGGCCUCUCAGCACGUUCCAGGCAGUCGGUGGACAACCGUGGUUCGCGGAAUACCCCACUUGCGCUCAGCACUUCUACGAAGAGUCGUCCGUUCCGGUCACGUACUUGUCAGGAUCCGUCACCCUCCAUCCGCCCUACGCAGGUCCCAAUGCCACUGAGCCUGCAACGUUCGCAGCGCAAGCUGUUCACGGCAUCUUCGGGUUCAAGAUUGUUGGACCCUUGAUCUGCAAGCAGUUUGUCUAG
Molecule: messenger RNA, 258 nt
Organism: Schizophyllum commune H4-8
Lineage: Eukaryota; Fungi; Basidiomycota; Agaricomycetes; Agaricales; Schizophyllaceae
Exons: 3
Source: RefSeq, a predicted model, not a curated record